This is a messenger RNA of Nelumbo nucifera (sacred lotus), 873 nucleotides long. RefSeq names its product glutaredoxin-C6-like. The record is from RefSeq and is a predicted model, not a curated record. NCBI's taxonomy places the organism in Eukaryota, Viridiplantae, Streptophyta, Magnoliopsida, Proteales, Nelumbonaceae.
UAACCCUCUCCCUUCCUCAAACCCACUAGUUCCGUUGACAAAAAAGGUCAUCUGUCUCUCUGCUUCUUCUUUCUCACACACCGGCGGUGGAGGAGCAAAGGAGGGGAUGCAAGGGAUAGGGUGUUUCCGUUCUGUAUCGGACGGGGGAGUGAGGGUGGAGCUAACGGCGGCAGCAACAGCCACGGCGAUGACAAGAGGCCCUUUGACGAUAGAUGUGGCGGAAUCGGUGGAGAAGAAGAUCGAGCGGCUUAUAUCGGAGAAUCCGGUGGUCAUAUUCAGCCGGUCGUCGUGCUACAUGUGCCAUGUGAUGAAGAGGCUACUGUCCACCAUAGGUGUGCACCCCACCGUCAUCGAAUUGGACGAUGGAGAGUUGGGUGCUCUCGCUGCUCUUGAUAUCAGCGACGGAGAAGGUGGGACUGGUGCUCCUGCUCCUGUAGUUUUCAUAGGUGGGACGCGCGUCGGAGGUCUAGAGAGUCUCAUGGCUCUUCAUGUCAGUGGACAUCUUGUGCCCAAGCUUAGAGAUGUUGGUGCCCUUUGGGACUGAUGCUCAUCAUUCAUCACCCUAUUUCUGUAAUCUCGGUUCCUACCUACAGAGAUAUUAAUAUCACCAUCAUUGUAAUUGAACAAAUUAGGAAUUCUCUUACCCUUUCUUGAUGUUUUAUAUUUUUAUUCUGUUUUUUUUUUUGUUUCAUUUCCUUUCCUUUUUACUGUUUAUAGUUGGGGGCAGAAAAGAUUGAAUUGGUGCAGUGCAGAGAUGAUGUAAAGACUAAAAGAAGAAGAAGAAGGAAGAAGAAGGAAGAAGAAAGAAGAAAGAGGAGUUUGUUGUAUUUUAAAGGUUUUAUAAUUACUACUCUAUUUGAGGAGUGUGGCGUC